UAACGCAGUCGACCCGACAGUUGCUCUUAAUCGCGGCGCUUUUGCGCAAUACUAAGCCAGUGCAGAAUAUUUAAGAUCGUUUAGUUUGUGCACUCAAAAAAAAAAAAAAAAAGAGAACACCAGACAGUGGUUAUUUGAAGAUGUUAAUGUAAAAAUCCAAUACUACUGUGAAUGGACUAAUAUUAUAAGAGUCAAAUGAUUUUAUUCAAAUACUAUUCACCUUUUGACGGGUUCGCUUAUGAAUUGAAAUAGAAUGGUGUUAAAAGAAAAGACAUAAAAUGCACAUCGAUAACUAAUUUUAUUUGGCACUUUUAUGUGACAAUUAAUCAUUUAGACCGCGCAUAAUAUUACAAAUUGAAAAAACAAAUGAAUGAUCACAUUUUACUGUGAAUAGUAAAUGACAGCUUGUGAGAAAUAUGUCGCUGUACACUAUUUUUUAAAUUUAUACACUGUGCACCGAUUCGGUUUGUUUUUUCUUGUGUAAAUUCGCUUGUUACCCAACUUUUAUGACCCUUGGGUCCGGUGACCCUUUAGUAACCGUCUGAUCUUCGCGUCUGUGUUCCGCUUAAAACGCUUGAUGCGACGCUUCAACGAGGCAGUUGCUCUUUAGAACGUCCGUCGCAAUGUUCUGGCUGGGAUUCGGAUUGCUGUUGCUCGCGUUGUCCCUAUACCUGCUAUAUGUCUUCGAGCGGCAGAGCAGGAUCGACCGGCUCACCCACAAAUGGCCAGCCCCACCGGCCCUGCCAUUCAUUGGCCAUCUGCACAUUCUAGCCAAAUUGGUGGGACCGCAUCCACUUCGACGAGCCACCGAAAUGAUCAACGAACAUCUACACGAUCAUCGAGCAAAACUAUGGAUGGGCACUAAGCUCUAUCUCGUGGACUGCAAUCCCAAGGAUAUACAGGCUCUGUGCAGUGCCCAGCAGCUGCUGCAGAAGACCAACGACUAUAGGGUCUUCGAGAACUGGCUCUGCGAGGGUCUCUUCACCAGUGGAUUCGAGAAGUGGUCCCAUCGCCGGAAGAUCGUAAUGCCGGCCUUCAACUACACCAUGAUCAAACAGUUUGUUGCCGUCUUUGAGAAGCAGUCGAGGAUUCUUUUGACGAAUGUCGCUAAAUUUGCCGAGUCCGGGGAUCAAAUUGACUUUCUGCAACUGAUCAGCUGCUUCACUUUGGACACUAUUUGUGAAACGGCCCUCGGAGUCUCUGUGGGUUCGCAGUCGAGCGCCAAGUCGGAAUACCUCGAUGCUGUUAAAUCAAUCCUUGUCAUCAUCGAUAAGCGACUGAAGAACAUCUUCUACCGCAACUCGUUUAUUUUCAAACGCACAUCGCAUUAUAAGCGAGAACAGGAGCUGAUAAAAACGCUUCACGGAUUCACAGAGGGCAUUAUACAGAAACGUAUUGAUGAAAUCAACCAGGAUGCAGAGAAUCGCAACUACCAGAGCAGUGAUGCGGAAUUGGACGGAGUGAAGCGGACCCUAUGCUUUCUGGACACCUUGCUACUGUCCAAGGGUCCCGAUGGCAAGCCUUUGACAGUCAAGGAUAUUCGCGAGGAAGUGGACACCAUCAUAUUUGGGGGAUUCGAUCUCACGGCCACCACCCUCAACUUUUUCAUGUAUAACAUGACUCUUCAUCCGGAGCACCAGCAGCGAUGUCGCGAGGAGGUGUGGUCGGUAUGCGGCAAGGACAAAAGUGAACCCAUCUCCAUAGAGCAGGUGCGCCAACUGGAGUUCCUGGAGGCGUGUAUAAAGGAAACUCUGCGGAUGUAUCCUUCAGGUCCACUCACUGCCAGAAAAGCCACAGCCAACUGCACAAUCAAUGACUUCUUCAUACCGAAGGGUAGCGAUGUAAUCAUUUCACCAAUUUACAUGGGACGUUGCAAGGACUUCUUUCCGGAUCCGAUGGUCUUCAAGCCAGAUCGCUGGGCAAUUGGAGCGGAGCCCAAAAUUGAGGCCACCACUUUUAUACCCUUUAUGGCGGGGGCUCGGAGUUGCAUGGGCCAGCGGUAUGCGAUGGUCAUGCUCAAAAUGGUGCUAGCUCACCUGCUGAGGAACUUCCUGUUCGAGCCCCUUGGCGAGCGACAGGUGAAGUUGAAGCUCAACUUUGUGAUCACGCUGCAUACCGUUGAACCCUAUCUAUGUAGAGCUAAAAAUCUAGAUUGAGGCUAGCCAAAAGUUUUUCACUUAGCCAAUACGUUUGUCAAUAAAGUUAGGUAUUAUUGUAGGUACAUUCCGCUUAUUCUAGUCUUUUGUGUAUUUUUUUUCCUUCAGUUAAGCUGCUUCUACAUGGCCCAAAGAUUGCAGGUAUUCUUUCUGUAAAUUAUGCCUCCUUAAUUAAUUCAAUCAAACAGAUAGCACACUCUUUUUAAAGCAUUUUUAUCAGGGAUUCUUUUAAGAAAGUUUAAUUUACGAAGGCUUUUCAACUUCAAACUUAUUAUGAAGCUUUUAGAAUAGACCGCUAUCAAUUCGUUUCACUUGGAUCCUUUCAAAGCGUUUACGUUUCAUUGCGACGCACAACAUUUCCGUUUUUAAUGAUAUACUCGUUUAAAAAAAGAAUUCUAUACGAUUUGAAGUAUUUUUUCGCCUGCUCAUUUUUAUGCGAUUUAAGCAGGGCGCGUUCGUCUAGAAAAUAAUUUCUGGCUGGCGUGGAUUUUUAUUGUGGCAACCGAGCAGCGGAAAAUCAACAAACAUUUCCUGGCGCUGUAAUAAAUAAAAAUGCAUAAAGCAGCCACCAAACCGUCGCCAGUCAGUCACUCGGUCUGCCUGAUCCUGCCACAUCCUGCCUUAUCCUGGGGAAAAUACACACACUCCCACUCCCGCCGAAUCGCCAUUAUCCACCAGCAUCAUCAUCGAAUUCCGGUGCAAAUUAUGAGCGUUGCCUGCUUAUUAUUGCGACAGCCACGGGGGCGCAGGAUAAGGCGGAAUAUAAAAUGCAAUUUAUUUAAAUAAAAAUCAAGUUUAAUUCGCAGUGUCGUAAAUUUUUCUUUUAUUUUUUUUUUUAUACUCUUCAGCUCGUCCCGGGCAUUGAAUUUCACGCUUUUGUUAACAAGCGCAUAAAAGUUUGUUCUAUCUGCCAACUGAUACGAUUCUGGCAUUCAGAAGCCCCAGCAGAAGGGGUUAGAAGACUGUUGAACUCAGUGGCUGAUUGGUGGUGUGAGUUUCGGGGGUGGGUUGAUUCUCAUAUUAUGGCCGGUACAUGAGAACGGAAACGAUUUCAGCCAAUUUCCAAGCAUUCCAAAUCGAUUUUAAUCAAUGAUAAAAAAUACAUAACAAAAUAUCAAGCCAUUUUUUAACAGAGAAAAUAGCUUAAAGGUUUUGAAGAGUUACACCAGUAGUUGGUAGAAAUAAUACUGUAAUUAAAGAAUAUUUUCAAAAUGCCAAGAAAAUUUU
This is a messenger RNA of Drosophila melanogaster (fruit fly), 3383 nucleotides long. RefSeq names its product cytochrome P450 312a1 (gene Cyp312a1). NCBI's taxonomy places the organism in Eukaryota, Metazoa, Arthropoda, Insecta, Diptera, Drosophilidae. Gene Ontology annotation, molecular function: monooxygenase activity; oxidoreductase activity, acting on paired donors, with incorporation or reduction of molecular oxygen; heme binding. The record is from RefSeq and is marked reviewed. The coding region runs from base 624 to 2156 and encodes 510 amino acids. Gene Ontology annotation, cellular component: endoplasmic reticulum membrane. The transcript is spliced from 3 exons.